GCCGCGGGGAGGAGGGAGGCCGGGCCGCAGCGGCGGCGGCGGCGCGGCCCAGGGAAGGCUUUGCCGCUGCCUGGUGCUGCGCAGCCCCCGCCGGGGGCCUGCGAGCAACAUGAGAGUAGUGGCUUUAAUCAGUGGUGGGAAGGACAGCUGUUACAAUAUGAUGCAGUGUGUUGCUGCUGGACAUCAGAUUGUUGCCCUAGCUAAUUUAAGACCUGCUGAAAACACAGGGCAGAUUGAUGAAUUGGACAGCUAUAUGUAUCAAACAGUAGGACACCAUGCCGUUGACCUGUAUGCUGAUGCAAUGGAUUUGCCACUCUAUCGUUGUUUCAUAAAAGGUACCAGUGUUAAUACUGGACGAAUGUAUACCACAUGUGCGGAAGAUGAGGUUGAAGACCUUUACCGCCUUUUGAAACUUGUUAAGGACAAGGAAAGAGUGGAGGGUGUCUCUGUGGGAGCCAUUCUUUCUGAUUACCAACGAAUUCGAGUAGAAGAUGUAUGCAGAAGGCUUAAUCUUCAGUCGCUUGCUUUUCUUUGGCGCCGGAACCAAGAAAUUUUACUUAAAGAAAUGAUAUCGUCCAACAUUCAAGCCAUAAUCAUAAAAGUCGCAGCUCUUGGUUUAGAUCCAGAAAAGCAUCUGGGAAAAACACUGGAUCAAAUGGAGCCUUUUCUUUUGGAGCUUUCAGAGAAAUAUGGAGUCCACGUUUGUGGAGAAGGUGGAGAAUAUGAAACAUUCACUCUGGACUGCCCUCUGUUUAAGAAGAAAAUAGUUGUGGAUUCAGCAAAGGUGACUUUACAUUCAGCUGAUGCGUUUGCACCUGUGGCUUACCUUCAUUUUUUAGAAUUACACUUGGAGAAUAAGCAGGGGGAAUCUUCAGACAUGUCCAUGGUCAGUAGCUGUUCUUGUGAGCUAAGUUGCAAUGAUGGCAAUAUUUUACCUUCAUCAGAAGAGGAUGAACCACAGAAAAUGCUUCCUGCCAUCUGGAAGUCAAACAUGAAACAUAAUUCUCUGGAUUUCACUAAGCCAUUUGGAAGUUCAGGAAAAUCCCCGCAUGGUUACCAGUGGUUUUCAGGUUUCACUGCCCACUUUCUUCCAUCGGAAAGCAAAAGUGCUGAAGAUGCAGCAAGGGAAGCGUUUUCUUCCCUCCAAGCUAAUUUGACUUCAGAGGGAUUGAAAUUGGAAGAUAUUAUUUUGGUACAUUUGUACAUGAAGAGCAUGAAAGAUUUCACUGUUAUAAAUUCAGCUUAUGUGACAGAAUUUGAUUUGUGUCCACCAGCAAGAGUAUGCGUGGAAACCCUGUUACCUGACGGAGUACUGUUUUGCAUUGACUGCCUUGCGCAUAAGUAUGAUACUGCGACUGAUCAUACACUGCAUGAUGAAAAACUGGUCAUGCAUGUACAGAGCAUUUCUCACUGGGCACCUGCUAGUAUAGGACCUUACAGUCAGUCCAUCAAGAUUGGAGAUGUUCUUUACUGCGCUGGACAGAUUGCUCUGGUACCUUGUACUAUGCGGCUUGUGCGUGGAGGCGUACGGACGGAGGCCGUAGUUUCCCUCCGUCAUGUGGAGAGAGUUCUUCAAGCCAUGAGCCAGCACGCUGCACUCCAGCACGUCCUCGCUGCCAGCUGUUACGUAACUGACAGCAAGUACAUUCCUGUUGCUCAUGCUGUAUGGCAGAGGAAAUUAAGAGAAUGUAAAAAGGAAGAAGACUCAGAGACAUAUAAUGAUACACCUACAGUGUGUGGGAUGCUUGCUGUGGUUGUAAUACCUCACUUACCCAGAGAUGCUGCCAUUGAAUGGCAUGUCAUUGCAGUAGUUGACAAGCCAAUGCAAAGAAAACAUUUUGCAAUGAAGAUGUUGUUGGAGGGCUUUGAGAUUGAAUGUGAAUCUGUGGAGUCCAGUUCUGCAUCUUGUGCUUCAAUCUCUGUACGUCUGAGCUUGAUUUCACCUUCUACUUCGCCACUCAAUUUAGAUGGACUUCUUCAUGACAUAGUUGUUACGUUUAGACAAGCUGUUGAGAAACUUUCUGAAGACUGCAGUGCAAUUCCUCUGUCUUUCAGAGCUUUUUUCAAGAAAGAUUUCUUUGAUCCUCGAGUACUACAAACAGGACUGCAAGAAUACCUUGAACAACAUCUGGGCAAGAAGACCCCAGCUCUGAUUUUAGUACCUGUGAUGGAUUUACCUGGAAAGGAAGUCAUUCAUAUAACAUGCUGGCUAAGCUAGUAGUUUAAAAGAAGUGAAUUACUAUCAAAGCACAAAUUCCAUCCAGCAAAGAGCAAAGAAAAUAAAUGACCAUAACUGCAUUGUGUAUUUUCAUUAAGCACCAUUGUUUGAAGUAAGCAAAGUCACACUUAGCUUGUUAAUGAUGCCUCAUGAUAUGUGACAGUCAACUUUGUAUGAACAAUAAAGGUGAUUUUUUAA
This is a messenger RNA of Rhea pennata, 2416 nucleotides long. It is a transcript of the gene DPH6, whose product is annotated as diphthamine biosynthesis 6. The record is from RefSeq and is a predicted model, not a curated record. Lineage: Eukaryota; Metazoa; Chordata; Aves; Rheiformes; Rheidae. The transcript has 15 exons. The coding region runs from base 110 to 2218 and encodes 702 amino acids. Gene Ontology annotation, biological process: protein histidyl modification to diphthamide. Gene Ontology annotation, molecular function: diphthine-ammonia ligase activity.